Messenger RNA from Acaromyces ingoldii, 781 nucleotides. RefSeq names its product putative uracil phosphoribosyltransferase. NCBI's taxonomy places the organism in Eukaryota, Fungi, Basidiomycota, Exobasidiomycetes, Exobasidiales, Cryptobasidiaceae. The coding region runs from base 1 to 642 and encodes 213 amino acids. The record is from RefSeq and is a predicted model, not a curated record. The transcript is spliced from 7 exons.
AUGUCGACCUCCAAGAUUCAUCAAGUCUCACACCCGCUGCUCAAGACUCAGAUAGCCAAUCUCAGGCUGGCCAGCACCAAUUCCAAGGAGUUCAGGUCGCUCGUGGCGAACAUCUCGACGAUCUUGGCAGUCGAGGCAACGCGAGAGUGGGAUUGCAAGCUCGUCGAGGGGCAAGGUCCUCUGGCAGAAUUCGAGGGAGAAGCCCUCAAGGAAAGGAUCGGGCUGGUCCCAAUUCUGAGGGCUGGCUUGGGCAUGGUUGAUGCAACGCUGUCGCUUCUUCCUGAAGACACAUCGGUGCUUCACAUCGGCCUUUUUCGAGAAAAAGUCUCGCUCCAACCGGUCGAGUACUACAGCAAGCUCCCGUCCGAGACGACGGUCGACCGCGUCGUGAUUCUUGAUCCGCUCGUUGCGACCGGUGGUACCUCGAUCGCCUGUGUCGGCAUGAUCAAGGACUGGGGCAUUCCCGUGGAAAAGAUUCAGCUCAUCUGCAUCCUCGGCUCCCAGCCUGGUCUCGAGGCCGUCUCCAAGGCCUACCCCGGUCUCGACAUUUGGGUCGGUGCCGUGGACCCUCAACUGAGUGACAAGGGCCUCAUCCUUCCGGGGCUCGGAGAUACCGGCGACCGACUUUUCAACACUCUGUAACCGAGAGCAAGGUCAUAAUAGAAACAGGAAGUGAUCAAAGGGACAUUGGCAUUCUACCUCAUUGGGGCACUGUGAGCUCGACGAUGGGCGCAAGUAUGCGCAUUUUUGCAAAUGAUCUACAAAUACAGUGUGGGUGGGG